AGUUUAUUGGCCCUGGUCUCUCUAUUUAUUCCCCUCUCGUUGACAUUUCCACUCUCAUACUCCGCGUUGGUAUUAGGCAUUCGGAUCGCUCCCUCUGUCUCCACUCGCGCCUUCCCUCUCUCUCUCUAGAUCCCUCUGUGAAAGCAUUUCCUUAGGGAUCUACAACCAGAAAGAGAAAUGGGGCUGACAUUUACCAAGCUUUUCAGCCGCCUUUUCGCCAAGAAAGAGAUGCGAAUCCUGAUGGUUGGUCUUGAUGCAGCUGGUAAGACCACGAUCUUGUACAAGCUCAAGCUUGGGGAGAUUGUGACGACAAUUCCUACCAUCGGCUUUAAUGUGGAGACUGUUGAAUAUAAAAAUAUCAGCUUCACCGUGUGGGACGUUGGGGGUCAAGACAAGAUUCGUCCAUUGUGGAGGCACUACUUCCAAAACACACAGGGUCUUAUAUUUGUGGUGGAUAGCAACGACAGAGACCGAGUUGUUGAGGCAAGGGAUGAGUUGCAUAGGAUGUUGAACGAGGAUGAGUUGCGAGAUGCUGUCUUACUUGUAUUUGCUAACAAACAAGAUCUUCCUAACGCAAUGAAUGCUGCUGAGAUAACUGAUAAGCUUGGCCUGCACUCUCUCCGUCAGCGUCACUGGUACAUCCAGAGCACCUGUGCUACCUCUGGGGAGGGUCUCUAUGAGGGAUUGGAUUGGCUUUCCAACAACAUUGCUAACAAGGCAUGAGGUCUUGCGGAAUAGUUGGUUCUUGUGGGUUUGAUCCUGGAUGCAGGGUGGUCUUUAUCUAGUCAUCUCUUUUUUCCCUCCCCUCCUAAAUGGUUUGCGGCUAUGGAUUUCAAUUUUUAUUUUUAUUUUAUUAUUUAAAAAAAAAAAAAGGCAUUUUGGUUUUCAUUCAGGACCAUCCCAACGGCUACGUUUUGUAGAAUUGUUGGUUUGAUAUAUGUAUUUGAAAUUGUUUGUCUAGUUUCAGAUAACAAUGUUUGUAGCUUUAUGCGCGAUACUAAUUUGGAGUUGUCCCUUUGGAAAUGGUCAAAUGCAUACUAUGGUUUUGUUUUA
Messenger RNA from Cornus florida, 1053 nucleotides. RefSeq names its product ADP-ribosylation factor 2. Gene Ontology annotation, cellular component: cytoplasm. Gene Ontology annotation, biological process: intracellular protein transport; vesicle-mediated transport. Gene Ontology annotation, molecular function: GTPase activity; GTP binding. The transcript has 7 exons. The coding region runs from base 178 to 723 and encodes 181 amino acids. The record is from RefSeq and is a predicted model, not a curated record. NCBI's taxonomy places the organism in Eukaryota, Viridiplantae, Streptophyta, Magnoliopsida, Cornales, Cornaceae.